This is a messenger RNA of Polistes dominula (European paper wasp), 1648 nucleotides long. It is a transcript of the gene CysRS-m, whose product is annotated as cysteine--tRNA ligase-like protein, mitochondrial. Gene Ontology annotation, biological process: cysteinyl-tRNA aminoacylation. Gene Ontology annotation, cellular component: cytoplasm. NCBI's taxonomy places the organism in Eukaryota, Metazoa, Arthropoda, Insecta, Hymenoptera, Vespidae. The record is from RefSeq and is a predicted model, not a curated record. Gene Ontology annotation, molecular function: ATP binding; cysteine-tRNA ligase activity.
UUAUCUUUUUUUUCCUACAAUAUAAUUAUUAAUAAUGCAUCUAACAUCAAGAAGAAUAUAUUAUAAUCUUGUAAAACAGUGUCAAUGUUUUGUGACAACUUCAGCUAAACAGGAAAAGAAGUUUAAAUGGAUAGAACCUAUGGGAACAGAUACCGGUAUUAAAUUGUACAAUCCAAUAACAAAAACUAAAGUUCCUUUGAUAUUAAGAAAAGAAGGUUUUUUAACGUGGUAUAUGUGUGGUCCAACAGUUUAUGAUUCUGCUCAUAUUGGACAUGCGAUUACUUACAUCAGAUCUGACUUUUUACGACGAAUUUUAUCAGAAUAUUUUAAGGUUCAUACAAUAAUGUUAAUGGGUAUAACUGAUAUUGAUGAUAAAAUAAUAAAACGAGCAGCAGAAAAAGGAAUAGAUUUUCGUGAAUUAUCCAAAUUUUAUGAAAAUGAAUUUUUCAACGAUAUGGAAUUAUUAAAUGUUACAAUGCCUCAUUUAAAUUGUAAAGUUACCGAAUAUAUACCUCAAAUAAUACAAUUUAUUAUUAAUAUCUUCGACAAAAAUGGAGCUUAUAUUGGAAAAGAUGGAUCCGUAUAUUUUGAUACCAAAUCAUAUGACAAAUAUGGGAAAUUAAUACUUCCAUUUACUGAUUGUAAUCACUCGGAUAAAAGAUCAUCGUUAGAUUUUGCUUUAUGGAAAGCAUCAAAAGAUAAUGAACCAUAUUGGGAAUCCCCGUGGGGUCGUGGAAGACCAGGAUGGCAUAUAGAAUGUAGUGCUAUGGCAAGUGCAGUAUUUGGAAAAACAAUAGAUAUCCACAGUGGUGGAAUUGAUUUGAUGUUUCCACAUCAUGAAAAUGAAGAAGCACAAUCCUGUUGCUAUCAUGAUAUAGAACAAUGGGUAAACUAUUGGUUACAUUGUGGACAUUUAUGUUUAAAAGAUAAUAUUAAAAUGUCCAAAAGUUUACAAAAUACUAUUAGCAUAAAGAAAUUUCUCGAAAAAUAUACGGCUAAUGAUUUAAGAAUGUUGUGUUUACUUUCUCAUUAUAGGAAUGAUAUUAUAUAUUCCGAUGACGUGAUCGAUCAUGCAGUAAGUGUGACGAAUAAAAUUGAAAAUUUUAUUAACGAAUGUAAUAAUUAUUUGACUGAUCAAAUAAAUACCGGUGAUGUAGAUGAAGCUUCUUUGAUUCAUAACUUACAAGAAACCAAAAGUAUAGUACAUAUGGCUUUAGCAAAUGAUUUCAAUACUGCACAAGCAAUACGAGCUGUUUUAAAUCUAAUCGAUACAAGCAAUAAAAUGUUGUUUCAAAAUAAUAGUACUCAUAAUAACAAAGGUAAAACUGCAAUAGCUGCAGUUUCCGUAUACAUUUCAAAUAUACUUUCCAUUUUUGGAUUUACACGAUCUAAAUUUACAAUAGAAAAUCGUCAAACCGAUGAUAUCGUUAAAUAUUUUGUUGACUUUAGAAAUGUCGUUAGAAAUAGAGUAUUGGAGCAGAAACAAAAAGACGAAAUUUUAUUGAAUGCGUGUGACACAGCAAGAAAAAAUUUAUCCACUUGUGGAAUUACCGUCAAGGAUCGUAAGGGUUUGUCUACGUGGGAUUAUCACAAAGUUACUUAAAAUAAACCCAAUUUUAUGAAAGUUUAUUUCAAAAUAAUGGUCAAA